AUGGAGACUCUUCCGCAGGAUAUAGUUGAUGACAUCAUCUCUUACUUAGUACCACAGCAGCACCCCACACCAAUACAACCUUACGACACGCGUGUGCGACCAAUUCGGCCACUGGCCCUGAUAGCCACAGUCUCGCGUCGGCUACAAGCCGCCGUGGAGAGAGCUACGUUCAGAUCUCUCAAAAUUACCAGCGACGAAUUUCCGAGGUUCACCGAGCUUCUCACUCCGGCGAGGCGGUAUCAUCUUACCAGCUUGAUCGUUACCAUCAUUCUUCCGGCUUACGACGAAGCUGCAAGUCACAGAGCUGAAUCGCCUGAAGAACGACUUGUCAAUGAUAAGAGCUAUAGCAAUGGAAUCAAAUCGCUAUUCGAAAUCCUUCGUGGGUGGGAAGACCAAGAUCCGGAGUCAAUAAGCUGUCGCCUUGCAUUACUCAUAAAUCACCCAGAAUCACCUUCUGACAGGCCAUGGCCGACCAAGUACGUCCCAUGGGGUGAAAUCUAUCCCGAGGAGGAGGGAAUUUAUGAGGGCCGGUACUUGCAUUCUUUCAUCGAGCUAAGAGAUUGCCAACUUCUCCCAAGCCUCGCCAGAGUCAAACAGCUCGUGAUGAUGCAUCAAGAGGGGAGGUACGGUCGCCGUAACACCUACCCCAAGGUGCCUAUUAUCCUUGCUUCCAAGAUGCCGAAUCUCGAACGCUUGAAGCUUUUCAUGGACGACGACGAGAAAAGGUUUGGCGACAUUCGAAUUCGUAACCGGAAUGAAGCGGCACAGGCUAUUCAAGAGCUGUCAUUACCAGCACUGAGGAAAGCCGAGUUCGAAUUCUUCCAAAGAAGAUACCGGAACGAAAGGGCAAGGCCACCAGCCUUGCAUGAGCCUGGCAUCCCAGACCCGCUGAGCUCGGCUCUCUGCGUAUUUUCAGAAAACCUUGUAGACCUGAGUGUCACCGGGGCCUUUGACCACUCCCUCCUCCGGCCAAUGCAGGGUUUGAACAAGACAACAUGGCCAAACCUCAGAUUUCUCGACAUCAACAUGCACGCUACUAGCCCUUCAGGAACUUGGUACUUCAUAAAGUCAGACGGUAGCCCUGACCACCGACCUUACAACCACCGGUCCAGCACAAACAACGCCCACUCGGAUCUGCACAACGAGGAGUUUAGCUUCGUAGAGGAGGCGGCGUACGCUCGUAUGACCCCGGCCGAGGUCUUCCGAUGCAAGCCCGACGACGGCCAGAUGGCACCCUUUAUCGACGCCUACGCCGACGCGCUGAGCGUGAUGCCCAAGCUCACCUCGGCGGCGUUGAACUUCCAGCUCGAGUACGAGGCCGAAGACGACGAGCCCAUCUGGAUGUGCGUCGCGUACUUUGCGCCCUGCCGCACGGCGCCAAAGCACCCGCCGAGGAUGCUGUGUCCGCACUGCAACCGAGGCGUCACGCGCCAGCUAGUCAAGUUGUACCUGGACUGGGAGCCGAGCGAGGCGCUGGCGGCCAAGCUGCGUGCGAUUGGGGACGAGUUCUACGAGGCGCCGAUGGUAGAAAAGAACAUGGCUGAGUUUAUGGAUCAGCAUGAGUUGGAUGAUAUUACCGACGCCUGA
This is a messenger RNA of Colletotrichum orchidophilum, 1587 nucleotides long. RefSeq lists its product as uncharacterized. Lineage: Eukaryota; Fungi; Ascomycota; Sordariomycetes; Glomerellales; Glomerellaceae. The transcript has a single exon. The record is from RefSeq and is a predicted model, not a curated record. The coding region runs from base 1 to 1587 and encodes 528 amino acids.